This is a messenger RNA of Scomber japonicus (chub mackerel), 2262 nucleotides long. It is a transcript of the gene myb, whose product is annotated as v-myb avian myeloblastosis viral oncogene homolog. Gene Ontology annotation, molecular function: DNA-binding transcription factor activity, RNA polymerase II-specific; RNA polymerase II cis-regulatory region sequence-specific DNA binding. The record is from RefSeq and is a predicted model, not a curated record. Gene Ontology annotation, biological process: regulation of DNA-templated transcription. NCBI's taxonomy places the organism in Eukaryota, Metazoa, Chordata, Actinopteri, Scombriformes, Scombridae. Gene Ontology annotation, cellular component: nucleus. The transcript has 15 exons.
UACGUGCUCAGCGCAACCUGCGAGCCGCUCUCCGCAUAUUAACAUGGCUAGGCGGCCGAGAAACAGUGUUUACAGUAGUGAGGAGGAUGAGGAAGAGACUGAAAUGUAUGAACAUGAUUAUGAUGGAACGCUGGCAAAGGCGGGGAAACGCCACCUUGGAAAAACACGAUGGACACGAGAAGAGGAUGAGAAGUUGAAGAAACUUGUGGAGCAUCAUGGAUCAGAGGACUGGAAAAUCAUUGCUAGCUUAUUAACUAAUCGUACAGAUGUGCAGUGUCAGCACAGGUGGCAGAAGGUUCUCAAUCCAGAGCUCAUCAAAGGGCCGUGGACCAAAGAGGAGGACCAGAGGGUGAUAGAGCUGGUUCAGAAGUAUGGAGCCAAGCGCUGGUCGGUGAUAGCCAAGCACCUGAAGGGGCGCAUCGGCAAGCAGUGCCGUGAGCGCUGGCACAACCACCUGAACCCAGAGGUGAAGAAGACUUCAUGGACUGAGGAAGAGGACAGGAUCAUCUACCAGGCACAUGAGAAGCUGGGCAACCGUUGGGCAGAAAUCGCUAAGCUGCUCCCUGGCAGGACUGACAAUGCCAUAAAGAACCACUGGAACUCCACCAUGAGGCGAAAGGUGGAGCAGGAAGGGUAUCUUCAGAGCACAUCAAAGAACAGCAACACCUCACACUCCAUCAACCAUGGCUACAUCAAGAACACCAGUCACAUUAUGGGUUUCUCCCACCACUCGCCCAAUCACACGCAGCUGUCGCCACACAGCUACCCCUACAUCCCCGACACACACAGAGUGUUCCCCAUGGCCUUACAUUUGAACAUCCUGAACAUUCCCCAGCAUGGAACCGCUGCUAUACAGAGACACUAUAGUGAGGAGGACCCUGAGAAGGAGCAGAGGGUGAAAGAGAUCGAACUACUGCUUAUGUCAACAGAGAAUGAGCUGAGAGGCCAGCCAUCACUACCAGUGAGUUGAGCGCGAAUGAAUUUGCCCUAUCCAAGCUGGGCCAGCCAGUGCUCUUUGACCAACAGCUCAGAGGGUGUGGCUAUGUCGUUACGUCAUCACCAGGCAGCCGCCCCUGCCCUGCCGCUUGACCAGAGCUGCCUACCUGAGGAGAGUGCCUCUGCAACACGUGCCCACAACAACAAUAACAACAACAACAGCAACAGCCAUCACAGCAGUCCCACAUUCUCAAAUAGUCUUCCAGAGUUCAUGGAAUCUGUCAUUGACUCAUUUCUCAAUCAGUCAAUGAGCCCGGAACACUCCGACAGCGACAGUUUACCCAUGAGUUCACCUGUGGACACCAAGCCUCUCAUCGACCACACUGUCAGGCCUCAGAAAGAGAAUGAAAUGUUCAGAACUCCGAACAUUCGUCGGUCAAUCCUGGAAUCCUCUCCCUGCACACCCACACCUUUCAGGUCAACCCUGGCCCUGCAGGAGUCCAAGUAUGGACCCCUCAAACUAAUGAACCAGCCUUUGGAUCAGCAGAUGGUCGAGUCCAUCAAGCAGGAACCUAUGGAGUGUGCCAUAGAGCAGCCUCCUCUCAAGAAAAUAAAACAAGAGGUGGAGUCCCCAUGUGAGAGGAGCCUGUGUAUGCAGUGGGAAGGACAAGGUCUUCACACACAGCUUUUUUCCCCCAGCGGCCCCCCACAGGAAGUACCUGAUUUACUUACUAGCUCAUUACUGAGUGAAGAUGGACACAAAACCUACCACCUCCCUCGCAGGACUAUGGGCAGCCCUUUACAGCAGCUCAGCUCCUGGGACCAGGUGACCUGUGGGAAAACAGAGGAGCACGUUUUGGCCUCAGAGCAGAGCCACAAGUACAUCAACACUUACCCUACGAGGACACUGGUCAUGUAGACCUAGACACACGUUGAUCUGGACACAUCAACAUUCCCUGUGCUGGACACAGCGCCACGGGUUUCAUAUUUGUUGUGGUACAACAGUUGGGAGAGGCUCUAUGCCACUGGUGUUUUUACACUCACACUUGUUGGAUUUCAACCAACCAAAGACUAUCUUUUUAUGUUUGUUUUUGAAAUCUUUUAUAUAGAAUUUGCAUUUGGGCUUUUAUAAAUGUACAUCUUAUCUCUUUUGGUCCAUGUAUUAUUAUCAAUGUUGUAUUAUAAAUGGGAAAAGGUAGCUAUAUAAUUUGCAUUGGGCUGUAUUAUGAAUUACGAAUUUUGAUAUUAAUAUAAAGAACAAGUUGAUUAAUUUAUUUCUUUUGUUUUGACAAUGUUGUUUUUUUUUGUUUUUUUUGUUUUUUUACA